AUGGCGACCAGCGCUGCAGCUACAGAGAGCUCCGUGAGGAAGAGGCGCGUGGACAGCAGGAGGACGGAGAAGGAGAGAGUCCCUGGCGGCUCUUUAGACGGAACUGCCACCAAUGGAGACUCGGAGAAAAAGAAGCAGUUUGUGUCCUUACAACCCGGAACUUACUGGCUCACUCGUAUUGUGCUGCUGCGCUCAGUCGCUUUCAUUUACUUUGUGGCCUUUACAGUUGCCUACAACCAGAACAAACAGCUGAUUGGAGAGAAUGGGCUAAUGCCUUGCAAGAACUACCUGAACAGCGUCAAGCGCUAUGUCGGAGGAAAGAUCGGCACGUCAGCCCUGGCAUACACACCUUCCAUCCUCUGGUUCUUGGACUGGACCAGCAUGGACGCCAACCUGGACUGCAUUGCCUUGCUUGGGAUGGCGUUGUCAGGGUUCGUCCUGGUGACAGGGAUGGCCAAUAUGGUGAUCAUGGUGACUCUGUGGGUGCUUUACCACUCCUUGGUCAACGUGGGACAGCUGUGGUACUCCUUUGGUUGGGAGAGCCAGCUGUUGGAGACGGGCUUCCUGGCCGUCUUCCUGUGUCCGCUGUGGACUCUGUCCCAGGUUCCCAGCAGCUGUCCCCCCUCCCUCGUCUGCAUCUGGACCUUCAGGUGGCUCAUCGUUCGCAUCAUGCUGGGAGCUGGCCUCAUUAAAAUCAGAGGAGACCAGUGCUGGAGAGACCUGACCUGCAUGGACUACCACUAUGAGACCCAGCCAGUGCCAAACCCCAUGUCCUACUACAUGCACCGCUCUCCGUGGUGGUUCCACCGCUUCGAGACACUGUCCAACCACUUCAUUGAGCUCAUUGCUCCCUUCUUCACCUUCCUGGGUCGGCAGAUGUGCAUGGUGAACGGAGCCAUCCAGAUUCUUUUUCAGGUAGUCUUGAUCAUCAGUGGGAACCUGAGUUUCCUCAACUGGCUGACCAUUGUUCCUAGUUGGGCCUGCUUCGAUGACGCAUCGCUAAGCUUUCUGUUUCGCUGCGGCUCCAGAGCUAAGGAAGCGGUGCUGGAGAUCCAGAAGAGGAAAGUGACCGGACAAGCCCCCAAACCCACAAAAGGCAUGUUGAUACGGCAGGUGGUGAACAUUUCUUUGGGUGUUCUCAUUGGCGUCCUGAGCGUGCCAGUGGUGAUGAACCUGUUGAGUCCACGGCAGGUGAUGAACACUUCCUUCGACCCGUUGCGUAUCGUCAACACCUACGGGGCUUUUGGAAGCAUCACCAAAGAACGGACUGAGGUGAUCUUCCAGGGAACUCUGAGCCCAGAUCCCAAAGACCCUGAGGCGGUUUGGGAGGAGUACCAGUUCAGGUGUAAGCCAGGAGACGUGUACCGACGGCCCUGCCUCAUAUCGCCCUACCACUACCGGCUGGACUGGCUCAUGUGGUUCGCUGCCUUCCAGACCUAUGAGCAGAGCGAGUGGGUCAUCCAGUUAGCUGGACGCCUGCUGGCCAACGACAGCACUGUCCUCUCGCUACUCGACCACAACCCCUUCCAAGGCAGAGACCCCCCCAGAUGGGUUCGAGGAGAACACUUCAGGUACAAAUUCUCUCAGCCGGGCAGCGCCAGCGCAGCACAGGGCAAAUGGUGGCUGAGAAAACGCAUCGGAGCCUACUUCCCUGCCGUAGACCUGGAAGGACUCAGAGGCUACUUCCAGUCCAGGAACUGGCCUCACCCACACAUCCCACCAAGCAGGAGCUGAAGUCAAACGGGAUAAAAAAUAAGUCAUUUCAAAGCAGUUUGGAGCCAAGGUUACACUUUAUGCAGAUGACAUCAGGUUUCUCAAGAACUGCUUGAU
Molecule: messenger RNA, 1830 nt
Organism: Poecilia latipinna (sailfin molly)
Lineage: Eukaryota; Metazoa; Chordata; Actinopteri; Cyprinodontiformes; Poeciliidae
Gene: lmf1
Product: lipase maturation factor 1
Exons: 11
Coding region: 1-1734 (577 amino acids)
Biological process (GO): protein maturation
Cellular component (GO): endoplasmic reticulum membrane
Source: RefSeq, a predicted model, not a curated record